CAACCUGCCACGGUUCGAGUCUCCUGCUCGCGCUGACUCUCCCUUUGAGGCCUUACGAAGGACGACUUUAUCAAAGGCUGAGGAUCGGCAUCCUCGACUGUCUUUACCCCAGGAGAAGUUCGAACAGUCAUUGGAAUCCAUGAAACCCCGUGCCGAAACGCUGCCGACAGCACUUGAAACCGGUCCUGGACUCAUUCAACCAGAUCAACUCAAAGAUAUGCUUACGAACGUGCCCGAAAAUGAGUUCCUUUUGCUAGACAUCCGUGUAUCAACUCACUACGCGCGGUCGCGGAUUCGCGGUGCUUUGAAUCUUUGUAUACCGACGACUCUCUUGAAGCGAGCUACGUUCAACCUAGAGAAAUUACAGCAAACCCUCCAGACUGAAGAGGAUCAACAGAAGUUUGCGCAGUGGCCGAACGUCAAGUACCUCAUAGUGUACGAUGGCCACUCAUCAGAGAAGCGGGAUGCAGUAUCGGCUAUGAACAUGUUCAAAAAGUUUUCAAACGAGGGCUUUUCUGGAAGACCCUUUCUCCUACGAGGUGGUUUUGAUGCCUUUGCGACUGAGCAUCCUACAUUCGUCGAUCACCAGUCAGCGUCGCAACGGCCAGGUACCUCUGUUUCUCCGGAAGGCGGGCGACCGAGCUUUGCACCCGUGAUCGGCGGCGUAAUGCUUCCGUCCAACGCUAAUAACCCUAAUCCAUUCUUCAGUAAUAUUCGGCAAAACAUGGAUCUCGCGGACGGUGUCGGUCAGAUGGAUAUUUCAGUGCCAUCUAGUUUGGAUUCUAGCACACUCCCCCAUUGGCUUCAAGAUGUGACCAAGUCAUCAGAUCAUGGCAAGAAAGCUUCUGAACGGUUCCUGCAAAUCGAGCGCAGAGAACAAUCUCGCAUGAAGGAAGCCUACGCAUCCUUCAACACAUCUGCGACUCCAGGUCUUCACACCGGUAAAGUCUGCCUCUCUGGAGUGGAAAAGGGUGGCAAAAACCGUUACAAGGACAUUCUUCCCUUUGAACAUGCUCGUGUCCACUUGACCGGUCGACCCGAGGGCGUUUGCGAUUACAUCAAUGCAAGCCACGUUCAAGCCUCGCGAAGUUAUAAGCGUUAUAUUGCGUCACAAGGGCCCCUGCCAGCCACCUUCGACGACUUUUGGUCGGUUAUAUGGGAUCAAGAUGUUCGCGUCAUAGUCAUGUUAACGGCGGAGUCGGAAGGCGGUCAACUUAAGUGCCAUCCAUAUUGGCAGAAUAGGGAAUUCGGAUCCAUUAGGCUCAAGCCGUUAUCCGAAAAGAAGGUGUCGCUUGAUAUUGACAAGCAUCGGUCAACGCCUGGGGCUGCGUCAUCGACAAGCAACACGUCGGAGUAUGCGCGACGCCGUGCUAAUACUACCACUACGUUCGAAUCUGCCCAGAACGUACAGCCUUCUCAGCCCCAGCCUGAGACCCCUUACGUCAUCGUUAGGAAGUUCGCGCUGUCACAUUCCUCGCAUCCGUUCUCCCCUAUGCGUGAGGUCACUCAACUUCAUUACGCCUCAUGGCCCGAUUUCGGUGCGCCGGCCCAGCCAUCCCAUCUAUUAGCCCUUGUCGAACUGGCCAACGUGAUGCAACGCGCAGCGCUGCCUGUUAACGCGAACUCGAUCGCCGCAUCAGUUGCCACCGAGAAUCCGGCAGCCAUGGGCUGGUAUGAAGAGCCUGAAUCUAAUGCGAACGCUCGACCGAUGCUUGUGCAUUGCUCUGCUGGGUGUGGUCGAACUGGUACCUUCUGCACAGUCGACAGCGUAAUAGACAUGCUAAAGCGACAGCGUCUAGCAGCGAUGCAUCGGCCAGAUGCCGACGGAGACGUGAGCAUGACUGAGAGUUCUCCUGUUCGUCGAAGAAGUGCCGGCCCCAAUGGCCUUAAGCUCAGGCUAGAGGAAUCUAGACAUGGUGAAAUAGAAACUGGGUGGCUCGAGAAUGCGGACCUUGACUUAGUUGAGACAACCGUGGAAGAUUUCAGACGACAGCGGCUAAGCAUGGUCCAAAGCUUGCGGCAAUUUGUCCUCUGCUACGAGACCGUGGUGGAGUGGGUCUGGAGAAUCCAGGAGAGGAACAAUCGUUUGGCCGGUGGUAGGGGACGCCCGCGGAGCGAGAUUCUAGAGGUCCGGAGAUGAAGAGAACGGCGGAGCCCUCUCGCUUAAACACGAAUUAAAGGUCGACUUCAGUUUAUCGGGUAGGGAUGGUGAAUCUGGGGAGGGCUCAUGGAAAAGAACUGCAUAAAUUCGCAUUUGGCAUCGACACAGCAUUCUGACAUGGUCGGAAGGUUCAUAUCAUUGGCUAGACCGUCUAGCCAGGUAAGGCGGCAACGGUGUUAGUAAGGAAUCGGAGUUAUUAUAGGCGUUCUUGGCAUCACGGCAUGGCAUAUUCGAUUUUCGUUUUUGGAGCGAGACGAAAGCAUAGCACACAAUUGGAUUCGUAGAGUAAGGGAUACAUACGGUAAGGGGAGACACAAGGGGUUAACUUAUAAGAGUGCCUAAAAGCAGUAGCCACGUCGGCGGCAGGGAUUUUGUAUAUUAUCGGCGGUUUGGGAGAAGGGUGUUGGUGGAUGGGCGCUGCUACUAAAUAGUUGAUACCGUAAUUCGUAAUGGCGAGUACCGACUACAUACAUCGACUCGUUGAUACGAAGCAGAGAUGAACAGAUACACAAAUCGAUACUCUGCAUAUAAA
This is a messenger RNA of Annulohypoxylon truncatum, 2693 nucleotides long. Its product is annotated as protein-tyrosine phosphatase-like protein. Gene Ontology annotation, biological process: protein dephosphorylation. The transcript is spliced from 2 exons. Bases 140 to 2140 code for a protein of 666 amino acids. Lineage: Eukaryota; Fungi; Ascomycota; Sordariomycetes; Xylariales; Hypoxylaceae. Gene Ontology annotation, molecular function: protein tyrosine phosphatase activity. The record is from RefSeq and is a predicted model, not a curated record.